Messenger RNA from Rana temporaria (common frog), 1834 nucleotides. RefSeq names its product neuronal differentiation 1 (gene NEUROD1). Gene Ontology annotation, molecular function: protein dimerization activity. The transcript is spliced from 2 exons. The coding region runs from base 133 to 1212 and encodes 359 amino acids. Gene Ontology annotation, biological process: regulation of DNA-templated transcription; nervous system development. The record is from RefSeq and is a predicted model, not a curated record. Lineage: Eukaryota; Metazoa; Chordata; Amphibia; Anura; Ranidae.
ACCCCAGAGUCUCAUCACAGCCCCCAGAAAUAAACAAAACAAUUCACCCCAGCACCUACACCUCUGCUCUGUACCACUGGAGAGGUUAUGAGACUGUCACUGCCAAGGAGACACUAAUACUAAGAUUUAAAGAUGACCAAGUCCUAUCGCGAUAAUGGGUUAAUUAUGUCCGACAGCCAAGGCUCGAGAGGUUGGGUGGGAGAGUGUUUGAGCUCUCAGGACGAGCACGACUUGGAGAAGAAGGAUGAAGACCUAGAAAGUAUGAUGAAGGAUGACGAUGAGGACUCUCUCAACCAUCAUAAUGUAGAGAACGACGAGGAAGACGGGGAGGAUGAUGACGAUGAUGAUGAUGAUGAUGAUGACGAGGAGGAUGAGGACGGGGAUGACGACCAGAAACCUAAGAAACGUGGUCCUAAGAAGAAGAAGAUGACUAAAGCCAGGGUGGAGCGCUUCAAGGUGAGGCGCAUGAAAGCCAACGCUCGGGAGAGGAACCGAAUGCACGGUCUGAACGCUGCCUUGGACAGCCUACGCAAGGUGGUGCCUUGCUAUUCCAAGACCCAAAAGCUGUCCAAGAUCGAGACCCUGCGCCUGGCUAAAAACUACAUCUGGGCUCUUUCUGAGAUCCUGAGGUCCGGGAAAAGUCCAGACCUGGUGAACUUUGUGCAAACCCUUUGCAAAGGCUUGUCCCAGCCAACUACCAACCUGGUGGCUGGGUGCCUUCAGCUGAACUCCAGAACUUUUCUUCCAGAGCAGAACCAGGACAUGCCAACGCAUAUGCAAGCGGCAAGUGCUUCCUUCCCCCUGCAUCCCUACCCUUACCAGUCCCCUGGUCUUCCCAGUCCUCCUUAUGGUACCAUGGACAGCUCCCAUAUAUUCCACGUCAAGCCCCAUUCAUACGGGACUGCCCUGGAGCCUUUCUUUGAGAGCACUGUCACUGACUGCACCAGCCCCUCGUUUGAUGGGCCCCUCAGCCCCCCUUUGAGUGUUAAUGGGAACUUUACCUUCAAACACGAGCCUUCUUCGGAGUUUGAGAAGAAUUAUGCCUUCACCAUGCACUAUCCGGCUGCCAGCCUAGCCCAGAGCCAUGCUCCUAUUUUCUCCAGCACUGGCCCACGUUGUGAAAUCCCUAUAGACAGCAUCAUGUCCUUCGAUGGGCACACACACCAUGAGAGAGUCAUGAGUGCCCAACUUAAUGCCAUCUUUCACGAUUAACUUUUCAGAGAUCAAAUGAUGAAACUUUUGUAAUUGCCCGUGCUUGUCUUGUUUACAAUGGGUACCGUGGCUGAAAAGUGCACCUGCCCCACCUGGGUACCAUGGCUGAAAGUGCACCUACCCCACCUGGGUACCAUGGCUGAAAGUGCACCUACCCCACCUGGGUACCAUGGCUGAAAAGUGCACCUACCCCACCUGGUGAAUGACAUCUUUCCAUUUGAUCUGUACUGCCUAUCACACGAAAAAAAGAAACUUUGACCUGCUGUAUUAUUAAUGUAUAUAUAACCAGAGCUCACACAGGAGCCACUCUCUUAAAUUAGGAGCACACAACCUUUAUUCACAACGUGUUAUUUUAUCUGAUGCAGAUAAAAAAAAGAAAAAGCAAUAAUUAGGAUCUAUGCAAUUUUUAAAACCAAUGGUGGGCCAAUCAAAUACAUAUAUAUAAAUCUAUUUUUCGACCAGCAUUUUACUACUAGUUAUUGUACCCAUGGCUGAAUUAUUUUGUUGUGAUUUUUUUUGUACAGAAUUUUUAAUGGCUUUUUCUAAUGUGAAUUUCCUAUUUUAAAGAUUAAAAAAACAAAAACAAACAUGCAGCUCCGUCGAUUUUUUAUACCUAUGGGGG